This is a messenger RNA of Effrenium voratum, 1435 nucleotides long. The record is from the annotation of a GenBank genome assembly. NCBI's taxonomy places the organism in Eukaryota, Dinophyceae, Suessiales, Symbiodiniaceae.
UUUUCGGCUUAAGCCUCGUUGUGACGAGGCCCGCCAUGUGGCUCCAAGACUCAUGAAUAUAUCCGGGACCGCAGCUCCAGAGGACAUUGAAUGCGAAGACACUUCAUUGGAGCAGAGCAAAUGGAAAAGCCCAUCUUUUGCAUGCUCCGCGUCUUUGUUUGGUCCAGGCCUACUUGUUUGUUUAGCUGACACCGAUGCUGGCUGCUUGCUGGUGGCCGGGCAAUCGGGGUCUAGGUGGGGUUACAAACUGCUGUUCUUGCAGAUAGCUCUCAUCCCAGUGCUGUUCAUGGCGCAGGACUUGACCGUGCGGUUGGGCGUGUGCACCAAGCAAGGCCACAGCGCUUGUAUUCGAGAUCACUUUGGACCUCGUUGGUGCUGGUUUGCCACCGUGCUCCUCCUUUUGGAGUGCGUGGUGGCCAUGGUGUCUGAGAUGAGCGGCAUAGCUGCUGUGAGCCACCUGUGGGGCUUAAACUACGCGGUCUCCGUGCUUGUAGCUGCUUUUGUCAUCAUCGGAGCAGUCAUGAGCUUGCGGUACAGGCAGAUUGAGGUCAUUGGUAUCAUCCUUGGAAUGUUCGAGUUGGUGUUCGUUUUCACGAUGCUCUAUUACCACCCCUCUUUGAAUGAGGUUCUCAAGGACAGCUUCACUGGGACCUCGGACCCAGAGUAUUUGAAGCUCAUCUCCGCCAACAUCGGGGCGGUUGUAAUGCCCUGGAUGGUUUACUUCCAGCAGAGCGCCAUUGUGGCACGGCGCUUGCGAAGCCAGUCGCAGUUGGACGAGGAGCGGACUGGCACGCUGCUCGGCAGCUUCCUGACGCAACUCAUCAUGAUUGGAGCGCUGGUGACCCUUGCGGCAGCCCACUCCGUGAGCCGCGACCUCCGCAACACUGAGGACAUCGUGCGUGCAUUGGCUCCAGCUUUUGGUGUCUUCUGGUCAAAGAUCCUCAUCUCCUUUGCCUUUCUUGGCGGAUCGCUGUGUGCAGCUUUUGUCGUUGCUUUGGCUGCAACCUGGGCUUUGUGUGAGGCGGCAAACCUCGAGGAUGCCUUUGCCUUGGAGCAGUCGCCCACCGAGGCGCCGUUCUUCUACGGCAGCUUUUUGAUGGUUGUCUUGCUGGGUGCCCUGGUGCUGCUCUCCGGGGUGAACACUGUGAAGCUCAACGUUGCCGUGGAGCUCCUGGAUGGCAUUCUGAUGCCCGUGGCGGUGGGCUUCCUGUAUUUGCUGGCCAUCAGCCCCGUGCUUCCAGAGCCAGUGCGAGUGAAAGGUCUCUACAAAUGGGUCCUGGGUGUCGUGUUCUCUCUGGUUGCCUUCGUGUCGCUUUCGAGUGCACUGGCAGGCUUGCUGGGUCAUGAACUCCUUUCUACGACGUGAGACAGCCGCCAACGCGGCCUUGUACUUCAAGCAGAGCGCAUGAGCCAGCUUGAUGGUGCUCUAGAUCCA